AUGAGCUACAACGAAAAGUGUGAUAGUAUAACAAAGGAAGAUUGGAUGCGAAAAUUGGAACAAUUUCCAUAUAAGCAAAGCGAUAUGAAUCGAUUAAUUAUGAAUUAUUUAGUUACUGAGGGAUUCAAGGAGGCUGCAGAAAAAUUUCAAUUAGAAGCUGGACUUGAACCGAGUAUUGAAUUAAGUUCAUUAGAUGACCGUAUACUUAUACGAGAAGCAGUUCAAAGUGGCCGCAUACAGGAAGCUACACAUCUCGUUAACCAAUUGCAUCCCGAGUUGCUAGACAACGACCGUUAUUUAUUCUUUCACCUACAACAGUUGCAACUUAUUGAAUUAAUUCGCGCUGGAAAAAUUGAGGAAGCUUUAACAUUUGCUCAAAAUAAAUUAUCCGAAGCAGGAGAGGAUAUUCCUGAAGCACUUAACGAACUUGAACGAACUUUAGCCCUGUUAGCUUUCGAGAAACCACAAAAUAGCCCUUUUUCUGAUUUAUUAGAACAGUCACAUAGGCAAAAGAUUGCCAGUGAACUGAAUGCAGCCAUACUUAAGUGCGAACAUAGCACUGAUUCUACACCUAAAGUAAUGUUCUUACUAAAAUUAAUCCUUUGGGCGCAAUCGAAACUAGACAUUCGGGAUGUUCAUUAUCCAAAAAUGUCUAAACUGGAAACAGCUUUCAUUGAGAAACCCAAAUAGUUCAAUGGAAAAGUGUAUUGCGUUAGUUUAUGGAAGAUUGAUCCUUUAUAAAUUGGAAAUAACCAGAAGCAAAGUGUUUUUAAGGUUUAUUAGCUGGCGUUUGCUUUCUUAGUAAGAAAUAUUAAUAUUAAGAUAUGUAUAUGUAAUCGUGUGUACAUUCUCUACGAAAUAAAUAAAUUCACAAAUGUAAAACUCAACAGUUUAUUGCAUUUGUUUUCUCCAUGCUAGUCUGGCUGUAUUGGAUUCAUAUGUAAA
Messenger RNA from Bactrocera latifrons, 945 nucleotides. It is a transcript of the gene Hou, whose product is annotated as glucose-induced degradation protein 8 homolog. Gene Ontology annotation, biological process: proteasome-mediated ubiquitin-dependent protein catabolic process. Gene Ontology annotation, molecular function: protein binding. Bases 1 to 690 code for a protein of 229 amino acids. The transcript has 4 exons. Gene Ontology annotation, cellular component: nucleus; cytoplasm. The record is from RefSeq and is a predicted model, not a curated record. NCBI's taxonomy places the organism in Eukaryota, Metazoa, Arthropoda, Insecta, Diptera, Tephritidae.